Messenger RNA from Octodon degus (degu), 1809 nucleotides. It is a transcript of the gene Mchr1, whose product is annotated as melanin concentrating hormone receptor 1. NCBI's taxonomy places the organism in Eukaryota, Metazoa, Chordata, Mammalia, Rodentia, Octodontidae. Gene Ontology annotation, cellular component: neuron projection; membrane. Gene Ontology annotation, biological process: neuropeptide signaling pathway. The record is from RefSeq and is a predicted model, not a curated record. Gene Ontology annotation, molecular function: neuropeptide binding; melanin-concentrating hormone receptor activity.
GUUAAUAUGCAUCUGCCUCCGAAUGUUAAUGUGUCUAGGUGAUGUCAGUGGGAGCCGCGAGGGAGUGCGAGAGCACCGGGCAGGGAGGCGGCAGAGGCUGCCGGGCUGCCGAGGAAGACACCCCUCCGGCCUGCGGGGCUCGCGCUCCAGGUCCAGGCAGCCAAGGGCGCUGGUGGCUGCCGCAGCCUGCGUGGGUGGACCGGAGCUCAACUCUGGGGGCGCAGGCGACCUCGGGCUGCAUGGACCUGCAAGCCGUGCUGCUGCCCACCGGCCCCAAUGCCAGCAACACCUCCGAUGGCUGGGACAACCUCACCUCCCCCGGGUCUCCUCCACACACAGGAAGCGUCUCCUACAUCAAUAUCAUCAUGCCUUCCGUGUUUGGCACCAUCUGCCUCCUGGGCAUUGUGGGGAACUCCACGGUCAUCUUCGCAGUUGUGAAGAAGUCUAAGCUGCACUGGUGCAACAACGUCCCUGACAUCUUCAUCAUCAACCUCUCCGUAGUGGACCUGCUCUUCCUCCUGGGCAUGCCCUUCAUGAUCCACCAGCUCAUGGGCAAUGGGGUCUGGCACUUCGGGGAGACCAUGUGCACCCUCAUCACGGCCAUGGAUGCCAACAGUCAGUUCACCAGCACCUACAUCCUCACUGCAAUGGCCAUUGACCGCUACCUGGCCACUGUGCACCCCAUCUCUUCUACCAAGUUCAGGAAGCCCUCUGUGGCCACCCUAGUCAUCUGCCUCCUGUGGGCCCUCUCCUUUGUCAGCAUCACCCCUGUGUGGCUCUAUGCCAGGCUCAUCCCCUUCCCGGGGGGCACCGUGGGCUGCGGCAUCCGCCUGCCCAACCCAGACACUGACCUCUACUGGUUCACGCUGUACCAGUUUUUUCUGGCCUUUGCCCUGCCUUUCGUGGUCAUCACUGCUGCCUACGUGAGGAUCCUGCAGCGCAUGACCACCUCAGUGGCCCCCGCCUCCCAACGCAGCAUCCGGCUGCGGACAAAGCGGGUGACCCGCACGGCCAUCGCCAUCUGCUUGGUCUUCUUCGUGUGCUGGGCGCCCUAUUACGUGCUGCAGCUGACCCAGCUGUCCAUCAGCCGCCCAACCCUCACCUUCGUCUACCUGUACAAUGCUGCCAUCAGCUUGGGCUAUGCCAACAGCUGCCUCAACCCCUUUGUGUACAUCGUGCUGUGUGAGACCUUCCGCAAACGCCUCGUCCUAUCUGUGAAGCCCGCGGCCCAGGGGCAGCUUCGCGCCAUCAGCAAUGCUCCGACAGGUGAUGAGGAGAGGACAGAAAGCAAAGGCACUUGACCUAGCCCAUGUCACCCGGACAUCUCCAGGUCAGGUCACCACAGCACGUCACAGGGACAGACGCUGAGAAUGAACCAGGGCUGCCAUGGGAGAAGGCAGGGAGGCUGGGGGUGAAGGUUGUGGUGACUGUCCAUUCCACAGGAUCCAUGACAGCUGGGAGCCAGUGUGGGGGGCUACAGACACCAGAAACCUGCUUGAGGAACAGCAAGAGGCUCUGCCAAACAAGAAGCUGAGCAGGAAGAAAAUGUUGGUUGGAACAUCCUGCUGAGCCCUGUUAUUUGUUAGCUCCCAAAUGUCUUUUUCCCAGGGGGAGAAGUGGGUUUGUGGGGGUCCUGGAGAGGUCUGGAAACGUGGUGUGGCCCAGCUGCUCUUCCAAUCUCUCAUCACUGUGCUAGGAGGCAGCCUUUCUCCCAAGCUGGUGGCUGAGGAUCAGGGAAGCCUGCUGGCACUGUGGGGGUCUCCUGUCUCUCCAGGGGAUGUACACAUGUGCUGGAAGGGAGCUCUGACC